Messenger RNA from Rotaria sordida, 992 nucleotides. Lineage: Eukaryota; Metazoa; Rotifera; Eurotatoria; Philodinida; Philodinidae. The record is from the annotation of a GenBank genome assembly.
AUGGUUACUCUCUUCGAUGAUUUGCCUGAUCUAUCAUUGAUAGAAAUAUUUUCUUAUUUAUCUUGUGCAGAUGCUUUAUGGUGUUUCAAUAAUCUCAAUAUUCGUCUAACAAGAUUAUUAAUUGAACGAGGUUUUUAUAAUCAUGUUAAUUUAUCAUCUAUGCGCUAUCAUCGAUUCAAAAAAUUCUUAUCAUUACUUCGAUUCAAUGAAAUCGAGUCACUUAUCAUUGAUUGUUAUUCAUCCCCUCUUCAACUAAGAUGUUGGCCUUAUUUACCAAAUUUAAGAAUAUUAAAAGUAAAAGGUGUACGAGAUUUCAUUGAUGUUUUUAAUUUUGCACAACAACAUUCCACCACAUUAACUCACUUAGGAGUUGAAUCAAGCGAGUAUUUCGAAACAGUAAGUAUAGUUCGAAAUAAUCUUAUUUUAGCUGUAAUUUCAAUAGAAUGUAUGGAAAAGAGUAAAAGACUCUAGGCGAACAUUUUUUUUUAAUGCACUUGACAUGUACAGAUAUUAAGACUUGUUGAUAUCAUAUGAUUUUUUUUUGCUCAAGAAGUUUAUGAACAUGAGAAAAAAGUUCGACUAGAAUAAGCAUAAAAUUUUUGUAUUUAUGAUUGCUUGAUAGUUCUUAUCCAUUUAUUCACGUAUAAAACGAUGGUUGAAGACAAUAUUAUCAUAUUCUAUGCAAGAAUAUAUCUAAGAAAAGUAUUUGGAUCAAUUAUUUUUGAAAGAUCAAUGUUAAAUAAACAAAAAUAUCUCUUGAAAACCUUUUGUUUUUAACUAAAGAAUUUCUCUAUUAUCAACAAGUUUAGAUAAGUAAAGAAAAAAUUUCAACUUUUAAUUAGCAAUACAGAUAUGUAUCCUUGGAAAGAAUAAACUUUUCUCUAUAUUUUGAGGAUAUUGUUACUGUAGAAUUAUAUUUUUCAAAACGUAAUGAUAUAUUCUGAAAGCGCGUGGAGUUCUCUAUCAUCCUAUAUAUUUGCAUUUUUGUCUCG